AUGCUUGCUGCCAUCAUCGACCUCAGCUGUCUCCUGAUGAAGCCAAGAUUGCUUCAAGUCUUUGAGCCCAAGAACGCCCGGGCCGUCAAGAGGUUUGGAUCCCUGCAUUGGAAUCUCUACUGGCAUGGAUCCUCCAAUCCAAUGCCCGUCUCGCAUCUGCCCAUCAUGGUUCACGCAACACACGGGGUCCCUGAGCUCAAUGCCAGUCUCAGUCACCAACAACCAACCUCCAAGACUCGAACAAGCAAGCAAACAAGCAACCAAGCAAGCGAUGCACCUGUCAAGGCCCGUCCCUCGCGUCCCUUCCCUUCCCUUCCCUUCCUCCCUCUCACAACCACCACCAUUACCACCACCACCCGGCGGCCCGUGUCUGUCAGUCAGCUCAAGAUGGACAACUUCCGUUCAUGA
Molecule: messenger RNA, 408 nt
Organism: Fusarium vanettenii 77-13-4
Lineage: Eukaryota; Fungi; Ascomycota; Sordariomycetes; Hypocreales; Nectriaceae
Exons: 2
Coding region: 1-408 (135 amino acids)
Source: RefSeq, a predicted model, not a curated record